UUAGAAUUAAGCCUUUUAGACCUUCAUUCCUAUAUGCCCUGCUGUGUGCUCUAACUUGUAACAUUUUCCCUCCUCUUAAACUUAUUAGAUUUGUCUGUUAGUCACCUAUUCGUGAUUAUUCGUUCGUUUUGUUGCCUAUCUAUCCUUGUUGAUUAAUCAAGUAUUGACGGCCGCAUCCCCUCAGCUGCCGACCGACAUGAACCUAAUGGCAGCCCUUCCUCAAUGCCUGGCCGCCUUACCCCCUCAUGAUGCCUUUAUUUGCUUCUUUCCACACAUCCCUUCACCUUCAUUCCUCGCUCAACUCACACCACUUCUGCUUCACCUGCCCCUCCCUCGUCCGUCUGAGCGCCGUUUUAUGAGCAUAGGUCCUCUAGGUAGCUGCACUAUAUUCAUUCUAGGGCAUCGGGAAGAAGCAGAAGACCAGACCAGAUUCACCUUCCAAAUUGGUGACUGUAAUGUUUGAGAGUUUGCAUAAGUCUGCACGAUGCCCACACAGGCGGGCGUGCCACUGCAGACAGAGCGCUUGUCUUCUCUGGCUGAACCAAUGUCCGCUGCCGCUCAUUUCCCAUCUUUCAAUCUACAGUCUCGGUUAUCUUUGAUUUACGAGUGGUAACUGAAGGCGGUCAGUGACAGUGGGAAAGUAAUAGUGGCGGCGAUGGGCUUGUUCUUGAGGUGGAUGAAGGUGUUGCGACUGUCGCGUCUUUUGACAAGGCGAUGGAUGCAUCAUCAGGUGGUUAUUGAUUCCUGCUCGUCUCCCGAGACUGCAUGCGUGCAGUAUCAUAUAGCAAUCACCGUAGGUACCUACGUACCUGUUUUACUGUACGGAGUAAGUGCAGGUUAAAGCAGGGAAGUAAAGUGGGGCCGAUGUUGACCAAGUACGUCACUCACUG
This is a messenger RNA of Colletotrichum navitas, 890 nucleotides long. RefSeq lists its product as uncharacterized. The record is from RefSeq and is a predicted model, not a curated record. Lineage: Eukaryota; Fungi; Ascomycota; Sordariomycetes; Glomerellales; Glomerellaceae. The transcript has a single exon. The coding region runs from base 197 to 463 and encodes 88 amino acids.